UAUCCACUGAUCCACACAUAUAUAUAUGCGCUCCCUUAAACAGAAACCUAUUGGGAAAUUGUAUUGUAUGUUCUGCAAAAUCUUCAACGUUAAGAUAGCAGGAAAUGGGUCGUCGUGCAGAAGAAAAGAGAGUUUCUGGGAAUCGAAAUAAAGAAGAAAAUCAUGCUCACCAAGUCAAAAAGGAAUGUUGGGUUUUCGAGGAAGAACAUGAAGAAGAUAUCUGUGACUCGAGAUCUGUUGAAUCCUCCAUGGAAAACUCUAUGAGCUCCGCGGAAUCAUCAUCUUCAUCUGACUUGGUAGAAGAUGCUUCUUCUUCUUCUUCUACGACGUCGUUGUCGUCGAACGGGCCGCUCUUCGAACUAUCUGACCUAAUGAUCCAUCUUCCUAUCAAGAGAGGUUUAUCAAAAUAUUACGAAGGAAAGUCACAAUCGUUCACAACCUUAGCAAGUGCGACGAGCUUGGAGGAUCUGGGAAAAAAGGUGGCACCUUACAGGAAGAAGAUGAAGCCAUGCAAGAGCUUUGGUGGCGCUUUUGACGGUCACAAAUCACCAUAUCUUUCUCCAAAAGCCAUUAUUUCAAAGAAAACUUCGAGAGGAGAAGGAUCUUUCUUGUAUUCCUUAAGUAACAGAGGAAAAUUAUUGGGUUAAUUAAUUAGCUAAUUAAGCUUUAAUUUAUCCAUCCCUGUACAGAAAAAAAAAAUCUAGUUAUGCGUAAACACAUUAGAAAUUUGGCAUGGUUUUGUAUUGCAGAGUUAGGAUUUAAUCUUGUAACCGAGAAAAAAAAAAAAGAUUUAGAUUUCGAUCUGGGUAUUUUUUGCAUGCUAA
Pyrus x bretschneideri (Chinese white pear) is the source of this 824-nucleotide messenger RNA. RefSeq names its product protein OXIDATIVE STRESS 3 LIKE 2-like. The record is from RefSeq and is a predicted model, not a curated record. Lineage: Eukaryota; Viridiplantae; Streptophyta; Magnoliopsida; Rosales; Rosaceae. The transcript is spliced from 2 exons. Bases 105 to 647 code for a protein of 180 amino acids.